AUGCAGACAGCCUUCCUAAUGACAAUAGGCGGCCUUGGAACUACCGAUGCAAGUAACAUCGACGCCAAGAAGGGAAUCUCGCUCGGAUGGGCGGCGCCCCUCACCUACGUGAUUGGUGCAGAGCUUCCCUCGGCGCCUUUGCGGGAGAUGACGCUGCAAAUCGCGUAUACCAUCAAAUUGAUUUGCAGUGACUUUCUCCUAUCCGUACAUGACACGCCAGGCCAUGUCUAUCUAGGUGGAAAGCUCGGGUUUAUCUACGGCUCGAUCUCUUUUUUGGCUCUCGUCUUUGGACUAUUGUUCAUCCCUGAGACAAAGCGCAUGGAAUUAGAGGAUAUUGGUAAGCAGUUCGCUGUUCCGUCAGAAAACGAUCUUAAAAUCGCUGAAAGUCAGACCUAUGAGGAAACAAAAACCAGCGAGACAUCUAAAUAG
Molecule: messenger RNA, 429 nt
Organism: Penicillium maclennaniae
Lineage: Eukaryota; Fungi; Ascomycota; Eurotiomycetes; Eurotiales; Aspergillaceae
Product: general substrate transporter
Exons: 3
Coding region: 1-429 (142 amino acids)
Biological process (GO): transmembrane transport
Cellular component (GO): membrane
Molecular function (GO): transmembrane transporter activity
Source: RefSeq, a predicted model, not a curated record